Messenger RNA from Dromaius novaehollandiae (emu), 5552 nucleotides. RefSeq names its product testis expressed 14, intercellular bridge forming factor (gene TEX14). The transcript has 32 exons. The coding region runs from base 2 to 4549 and encodes 1515 amino acids. Lineage: Eukaryota; Metazoa; Chordata; Aves; Casuariiformes; Dromaiidae. Gene Ontology annotation, biological process: protein phosphorylation; intercellular bridge organization; mitotic sister chromatid separation. Gene Ontology annotation, cellular component: kinetochore; intercellular bridge; midbody. The record is from RefSeq and is a predicted model, not a curated record. Gene Ontology annotation, molecular function: protein binding; protein kinase activity; ATP binding.
GAUGGCUCAUGCUGUUCCUGUUCCCAUUCCCUGUCCAGUCCAGCUUGGAAGUAUAAAAAAUGACUCUCUGGAAGCUCAACUGCAUGAAUAUGUCAGACAAGGAAACUAUGUGAAAGUGAAGAAACUUCUGAAAAAAGGUAUUCUUGUUGAUGCGGUAAAUUCCUUGGGCCAAACUUCUCUCUUCACUGCUGCGUUGCUAGGUCUUGGUAAAAUAGUGGAUGUGCUGUUGGAUUAUGGCUCAGACCCUAAUCAUCGCUGUUACGAUGGAAGCACCCCGGUCCAUGCAGCUGCAUUCUCAGGAAAUCAGUGGAUUCUUAGCAAGUUGUUGGAUGGAGGAGGUGAUCUGAGAGUACAUGACAAAGAUGGAAGAAAUCCACAAUACUGGGCAAUGUCAGCUGGAAAAGAAAGUAGUGCUCAGAUGUUAGAAUUUAUACAGCGUUGUACAUCACACAUGCAGGCCGCCAUUCAAAAUUUUCCCUGUGAUCUACUCAGGAAGGUUGACUCAUCGAAAGUACUGAUCUGUAGUCCAUCUAGGUUUGGUGGUCUUGUUCAAGGAAAUGUUGAGAGUCCUCUCAGUAGAUUUCUGAAAGGUGGAGCUAAUUCAGCCAGGAACAUUUACAGCUUUGGUUUUGGGAAGUUUUAUCUUACAGGCAGCAGGCAUCUCGGGUACUUGGCAUCUCUCCCUAUUAUUGGGGAAAAAGAAGUGGUUCAGGCAGAUGAUGAACCAACAUUUUCCUACCAUGUUGGACCAUACAUGAUCAUGACAAACUUAAUGUGGGGAGGCAGCCGAGUUACAGUGAAGGAACUCAGCUUUGAGCCCCAUCAGAACUGUAGUAAACUGCGCUUAGCUGAUCUUCUCAUUGCAGAGCAGGAAUAUAGCAGUAAACUUCGUCAUCCUCAUUUGCUGCAGUUGAUGUCCGUUUGUCUGUCUAGUGACUUGGAAAAAACGCGUUUAGUAUAUGAGAGGGUUAACUUUGGUUCUCUGUACAGCAUCCUCCAUGAAAGGCGUUCGGAGUUCCCUGUGCUGCGCAUGGAGACAAUUUUACAUCUACUGCUUCAAAUUAAUGACACUUUGCGUUUUUUACACUCCCGUGGGUUUAUCCACCGUUCAGUUACCUCCUAUGCUAUUCAGAUUGUUUCCUCUGGUGAGGCGAAGUUAUGCAACUUGGAAUACAUGAUAGAGAGCAGGGAUGGAGGAGAACACAGUGAUCUGACUCGUAUUCCUGUCCCAAUCCAGCUGUAUAAGUGGUGCUCUCCUGAAGUAAUCCUUGAAAAAGCUGUCACAGUCAAAUCGGAUAUUUAUAGCUUCUGUACAGUAAUGCAGGAGGCCUUGACAGAAACACUUCCCUGGGAUGGUCAUGAAGACUCAGUUAUUAAACAGCUCAUAAGUUCGGGACAGCAUUUAGAAGCAGAUGUCAGACUUCCGAAACCCUAUUACGAUAUUGUAAAGUCAGGGCUAGAAUCAAAGCAGAAGAACCGUUCCAUGAACCUUCAGGAUAUUCAGUACCUGAUGAAGAAUGAUUUAAAGGACUUGACUGAGUCUCAAACUGGUCAUGCCGAUGAAAUACCAAAAGCACAAAGGUCUGCUGUCUUGGCUGACAUAAACAUCUGUUUGGCAUCAGCUUUUAACUACCAUAAAGGAACACUGGGAUUGGAAGGAGAAGAGAUAACAGAGAUUGGCAGCCCUACUGCCCGAAGAUACUCUGGUUUUCCUGAGCAGUCUGAGGCUUUAGUGGAUGGUGAGACACCAAGCAGUCUACAGCCAGUUGCACAGGAAAAAAGCCAUGAUGUAGCUUCUGAACUCCAGGUGGCCUGCAGUGUCAGUGAUGUGGAUGAGAGCCUCUGUAGCUUUGAAAUGAAUGAAAUCUUUGCCAAUUACUCAGAAUUUCAUGAAGACUCUCUGGAAGAAGGCACUGUGUUAGGUCAUAAUCUGAAGGAUAAAAAUAGACAGCAAAAAGAAGAUAUGGCUACCCUCAGAGACCUAUGUGCAUCCCCUGGAAUGCACUAUGAGGAAAACCCAGUUUAUAAGGAAGGGAGCUUUUCAGAAUCAGGUACAGAGUACACUACAGAAGAGGAAGAGAGGAUAAGUGAGGCCCGUGAGCUGUGCAAGCGAUCACAAGUGAGAGGAGAUGCUGGGAAAAGAAUGAAUAGUCCAUCCCAAAUUGGACAGCACAUCAGCAAAUGUGUCCUUAAUCUAAAGAUUGCUCAGAGCAUGUUGCAGCAGGCAUCGGGAUCCCUGUGCAGAACAGAGCAGAAGCUAAACAAAUUAGAGACCACUGAAAAGCAAAAGAAGCUGCUCCAGGAAAUCCAUAUGAAUCAGACUUCUAGGCAGAUAUUUCUAGAAAGAUCCUGGAACAGAUCUGGUGAUAUUCCUCAAAAUACCAAUAGACCAUUUUCCGGAGUUAAUACCUUUUUAUGGAAGGCUAUAGGUCCACCAUCAAGUGGCUAUAUUCCACCACUGAUAACGUGUCAGGCACAAGGAUUUUUGGGUGGAGACCAUUUCCAAGCUAUUCCAAAGGCAGCUGAGGGAACGUGGGCAAUCCAGAAGGAGAAGGGGAAGUGCUUUCAUCAGAGGAGUAAGACUAAAAAUGAAGACAGACUUGGUUUCAGCACAGUGGGAGGCCUGGAUGAUCAAAUGGACAUAGAUCAUGAGCAAUUACUCCCACGCGCACCUUGGAGAUGCCAAAAAAAGUUCAACUUGCAGUGUCAGAAAGGGGGUGAUUCAUGUUCUGCAGCAAGUGGCAUUGAAGAAGAAAGGCGGUGCUGUCCCAAAUCAACACCUGAAACUCACAGUACCAAAGUAAGUGAGAAGACAAGGAUGAUGCAAUCAGAAUGGAGGACUGAAGUAAAACAGAUGGCCAGAAGAGUGGCUUCAGGACAACUAGAACUCAUCUCUCCGUAUCCACCCAGUGAAUAUACGUCUGAAAGUGAAGCCGAGAGUAUAAAGGAAGCCUUUCAGCAUGUCACUGUCAGAGUCCAAAGAAGUCAAGACUGGCAAAAAGAUAACAGGUGGAAGGCAGGUGACUGUGUUGAGGAUCUGGGCAGUGAGGGGAGGUCUGAAUCUGAGGAGAGUGAUCUGGAGUCUGCAUUCAAAAGUUUUGGAGGGAGAAGUUGGCAGUCACCAUCAGAAGAUGAGCAAGCAGAGUCUGGAGCAGCCCAUCAGAAAAAUUCAGUCAUUCCUCAACAAGUUGAGAAUCUCUCCAGAGGGCAUUCAAAGGAAUUACGUUGUUCCCCUGAUUCAUCUCCUGAUGUGUCUGAAGAAUUUUUGACUCCCGAUCCUGAUUAUUUCCUUCCUCCCACCAUUCAAGAAAACUCAGAACUAAAGACCUCAAAUCCUGAGGGCAAAUUAGAAGAUACUCAAGAAGUCUAUGUACAGAAACAGAUAUCUGGGGAUGCUGGAUCAGGAGGAAAAAUAUUGCUCUGCAGCACAGCAGCACAGAAUUCUGGCAGUAACACAUUAGGAGUGAAUCAACUUAGCCAUAUGCCUGUAGCCAGUGUUGAAGCAGCACACGAAGUGAUACCAAGGGAGCCGCAGAAGGAAUCCAGAGAGAAAGAGAUAUCCCUGACAGAUAUUCAGGAUUUGUCAAGUAUUUCCUGUGAGCAAGAGAGCUACUCUAAGGAUAUCAACUGUAAAACACCCAGAGCAAGUCAUGCACCAACGAGUGUCAGCACUCCACUCGGCUCAGAGGAAAAACUUCCAGUAGCCAUUGAGAAAUACAGACACUCUCAUGAAAUAGCUUUGGAUACUUCCUCGUGGGUUUCUCAAGAGAUUUCCUCUGCAGUGUCCAGGACAUUCACUACAGCAUAUGAAGAGGGAAACAGCACUGAAAUUUCCUCUGAUUCUUCAGGAGCUUGCUCCUCUGGAUUGAACAAGAGCAGGUUGUCGGUAAUUGCUUCAUCCUUGAGAAGCACCGGGAAGGAAUCUGCACUCUCACAGACAUCUAACCGCUUCAUUGAUGAGUUGCCUCCGCCAGCCCAAGAGCUGCUGGAUGAAAUUGAAUAUUUAAAGCAGCAAGAUUCCACCACUCAAGACUUCAGAGAGAAGGCAUUGUAUGACUGUGGCAUGCCAACAAAAGUUUUCAAUCAAAUUAAAAUAGAAGACAGAGAGGCAGAAAAGGAAACUGAGAGAAAUGAGAAGAGAGAUCAUAGCUUAUGGACUGAAGAGACAUUAAAUCUAGCAGAGGAAACAGAAAGGGCUCAUUCUACUCUUGAUGAUAUUUUAGAAAGAAUGCUUCAUACAAUUCCUGAAGAUGAGGAGAACCAAGAACAACCUCAAGCGCACACUUCUAGAACCAAAGAUCAGAGCCUAAUAACUCUGAAAGGUUCCACGCUAUGCCAGGCUGCAAACCUGAACGAUCCAGGAGAUGGUGGAAUGAAGAGUGGAGUAAAGGAGUGCAAAACAAAGGGAGAAAGCAGAGAGCCAGAAAGCUGUGCCAGGAGUCCUGAAGACCCACAUCAUGAGGAUCAGAAAUUCCGCUUGCGGCGUCAACUAUCUUGGCCUUCUCCGUUCAGGGUAAUUGUAUUGGAUCAGAGCAGCCCUCCUACGUGAUGAAAAUGGAUAGUGAAUAAAUUCUAAUACAUCACCUGCUCACUGCAACGUGUACAGUAUACAGUCUGAACUGCAACCCUUUUUGGCCACAGAAGCAAUUGUAAUCCUCAGGCUUUCUUUAACUGCAGCAGCAAAUACAGAAAAGAAUCUAAUGUUUUACUUGGUAAAGCAGUUCUUGUUUUUAUGCUAUCAUAGCAUAUCAAAGACAGUAUCCAUAAUACCGCAAAACUAAAUUGUUUUCUGAAUAUCACAUCCUUGCAAGCUUGCUAUGAUGUUUUCUUCCUGUGGGUGCACGCUUUCCUAAGCAAAAGAAUUUCUUGCUCUAUUGCAUUAUGCAGUCUUCAGUAUUACGGACAAAAUGAUUGUAAUUCUGUAGGCUGCUGUUACUGUUCAGGCUCUUGUUUAGUUUUACAGUGCUGGAGUGUGGAGUACUGUGUUACAGCCCACAUGGUGUAUGUUUUUCCUUGCUCAUUAAAUUUAACAAGGUAAUUUCUUGUUUUCUCUUUUCUAAGUGCUUUUGUAAUCUAAAGUUGAACUGAUUUGACUGAUUAAUGGGACUAAUUGCUGUGCAAAAAGUUAAUGAGAAAACACCACUGUUAUCCAGAGAUUGCAAAUGGAACAGUACAUUCGCUGCCAGUAUCAGGCAAAAAUAGGAGAAAACCUGGUUGGUAUCAUUAAGAUACCUGUCUGCUGCUUAAUCAAACCGCACUUUUGGUAGGCUUGACCUGAAGAGAUAACUCUGGAGAUAAUUGAGCUCUGGAUGAGGCUUUUUGAUGAGCACAGCGACUUCAUAUUUGAAUUCUUCUUGUGACUAAUACUGUUUCGGUGCAGGAAGUUUAAAGAUUGUCCUGAUGUACCUUUGUACCAAAUACUGGGGUUUUAGCUGCCUUCAUGCUGGUUUUGGGUAUACCGUGUGUUGUGCUCUCAUCAUUGUUCAUGUACAGAAAUUCUGCCUAUCUGUAACUAUUAAAUUAGUUCAUUUGGUUUAACAGUACCAAUAAAA